Messenger RNA from Hypoxylon fragiforme, 1662 nucleotides. Its product is annotated as P-loop containing nucleoside triphosphate hydrolase protein. The record is from RefSeq and is a predicted model, not a curated record. Gene Ontology annotation, biological process: proton transmembrane transport; proton motive force-driven ATP synthesis. The transcript is spliced from 8 exons. Lineage: Eukaryota; Fungi; Ascomycota; Sordariomycetes; Xylariales; Hypoxylaceae. Gene Ontology annotation, molecular function: proton-transporting ATP synthase activity, rotational mechanism; ADP binding; ATP binding. Bases 1 to 1662 code for a protein of 553 amino acids.
AUGUUUCGUAACGCCCUCAGACAGUCCACGCGCGCUGUGAGCGCAAUCUCUGCCUCGGGCAGAAUUGCUGCGACACGAAAUGCCGCACCUGCCGCCCUUAACAUCCAGGCUCGAUCCUACGCCGCCGAUGCGAAAGCCACACCCACCGAAGUCUCUUCCAUUCUUGAGCAGAGAAUUCGUGGUGUAGCGGAAGAGAAUAACCUAGCUGAGACUGGCCGUGUCCUUUCUGUCGGUGAUGGUAUCGCGCGUGUGCACGGUAUGGCCAAUGUCCAGGCCGAAGAGCUUGUCGAGUUCGCUUCCGGUGUGAAGGGAAUGUGCAUGAACUUGGAAGCUGGACAAGUGGGUGUUGUGCUUUUCGGUUCUGAUCGUCUUGUCAAGGAGGGUGAGACCGUUAAGCGUACUGGACAAAUCGUCGACGUCCCCGUCGGCCUUGAGCUACUUGGACGUGUCAUCGAUGCUCUCGGCAACCCCAUUGACGGCAAGGGCCCUCUGAACACCACGAAGAGAAUUCGUGCUCAGCUGAAGGCUCCUGGUAUCUUGCCCCGACACUCCGUCAACCAGCCCGUACAGACCGGUCUCAAGUCUGUCGACGCUAUGGUUCCCAUUGGUCGUGGCCAGCGUGAGUUGAUCAUUGGUGACCGACAAACCGGAAAGACUGCCGUCGCCCUGGAUACCAUUCUUAACCAGAAGCGAUGGAACAACACCAACGACGAGACCAAGAAGCUCUACUGUGUCUACGUUGCCGUUGGUCAGAAGCGAUCUACCGUUGCUCAGCUCGUCAAGACCCUUGAGGAGAACGACGCCAUGAAGUACUCUAUUGUCGUCGCUGCUACUGCCUCUGAGGCUGCGCCUCUACAAUAUAUUGCCCCUUUCACUGGUGCUGCUGUGGGAGAAUUCUUCCGUGACUCUGGAAAGCAUUCGUUACUUGUUCUGGACGACUUAAGUAAACAAGCCGUGGCGUAUCGUCAGAUGUCGCUACUGCUUCGUCGACCUCCUGGACGUGAAGCUUACCCGGGUGAUGUUUUCUACCUUCACUCGCGACUUUUGGAGCGUGCUGCCAAGUUGAGCGACAAGCAUGGAGGUGGUUCGAUGACUGCGUUGCCAAUUAUUGAGACGCAGGGUGGUGAUGUGUCUGCGUAUAUUCCUACCAACGUCAUUUCGAUUACCGAUGGCCAGAUCUUCUUGGAGUCCGAACUUUUCUACAAGGGUAUUCGACCUGCCAUCAAUGUCGGUCUUUCCGUGUCUCGUGUCGGUUCGGCUGCGCAGCUCAAGGCCAUGAAGCAAGUCGCUGGUUCGCUCAAGCUCUUCUUGGCCCAGUACCGUGAAGUUGCGGCCUUUGCUCAGUUCGGUUCCGAUUUGGAUGCCGCCACUAAACAGACCCUCAACCGUGGUGAACGUUUGACGGAGCUUCUCAAACAGAAGCAAUACUCGCCCAUGGCUGUCAACGAGAUGGUUCCCCUCAUCUUUGCUGGUGUCAACGGUUACCUCGACCAGGUCCCCGUCAACAAGGUCCUGCAGUGGGAGUCUGACUUCCUAGCGCACUUGAAGACGAACGAGUCGGAUCUCCUAGCUGCCAUUGACAAGGAGGGUGCGCUCAGCAAGGAGCUUGAGCAAAAAUUGCGUGAGAUUGUCCCCAGUUUCACCAAGAGCUUCAUCGCCUAA